Messenger RNA from Aspergillus mulundensis, 1857 nucleotides. Its product is annotated as amidase. Gene Ontology annotation, molecular function: catalytic activity. Bases 1 to 1857 code for a protein of 618 amino acids. NCBI's taxonomy places the organism in Eukaryota, Fungi, Ascomycota, Eurotiomycetes, Eurotiales, Aspergillaceae. The record is from RefSeq and is a predicted model, not a curated record. The transcript is spliced from 3 exons.
AUGGCAUCUAGAAAGGGGGAUGUCCCCUUCAUCAACUACCCAGAGAUUCGCGAAGGCCCUUCGCUGCCCUACAAGAAUGAAGACCAGUCCAUCCCGGUUUUCCGUGGAACGCCGCUGGUCAUCGGAGCUUCGCUCAUUGCAAGCGUUGGCUUUGUCCAGAGCUUCUUUUGGCGCAACGCAGGCUUCGGUGUCAUUCGCGAAAUCCCCAACCUGGACCAGUGGCCCGCCCGCUACGAUCCGACCGUCAUCCCCGUCCACACCGGUGAGCAGGCUACGCCAAGCGCCGCAAGUCUCCCCGCACCGGAGGCGAGGAGAAAAGGGAAAGCAGGCUACUACACCGCCGCCGACUACCAUGCUCUCUACAAGUCAGGGGAUGUGACCCCAACAGCGGUCGUGGACUCUCUCCUCUCCGUGACCCGUCGCGACACGAAACCACCCGGGAAGCAUUCGGUUGCAUUUCUGGAAUGCGCGGUUGAGAAAGUCCGCGCUGCGGCUGCGGCGUCCACGCAAAGAUACAAGGAUGGCAAGCAUUUGGGCCCAUUAGAUGGUGUCCCGGUUACGGUCAAGGACGAGGUGCAUAUGGAAGGCUACCGACGGACGCUCGGUACGAAGAUGGACUUUACAGGCGAGUUCGCCGGGUCGACAUCCUGGUGUGUCAAGAAGUGGGAGGAAGCAGGUGCCAUAGUCAUCGGAAAGUCGACUAUGCAUGAGCUGGGCCUGGACACGACAAACAACAACCCCAACUUCGGCACUCCCAAGAACCCCCACAACCCUCAAUACUACUGCGGCGGCUCGUCCGGCGGCUCCGGCUACGCCGUCGGCGCAGGUCUCGUCCCCAUCGCCCUAGGCGCAGACGGCGGAGGCUCAAUCCGCAUCCCCUCGUCCUUCUGCGGAGUCUGGGGUCUCAAGCCCUCGCACAGCCGCGUUAGCGGCUCCCCAACCGUCGGUCUCGCCUGCACAGUCGGCGUACUAGGCCCCAUCGCCGCCAGUAUCGACGACCUAGCCCUAGCCUACAGAAUCAUGGCAGCGCCCGCCAUCCCCUCGGAAGACGCCAGGUCCGGCGCCUUCCCUGACCCCCUCGCUGAGCUGAAUCUAGCGCCCGCUGAAUCCCGCCCCAAGAAUAAAACGCUCGGCAUCAUGCGCGACUGGAUCGACCGCGCCGAGCCCGCCGUGCGCAAGGUCUUCGACCAGGCCCUCGACUUCUACCGCAACCAGGGCUACACUGUCAUCGACAUCUCGAUCCCCUACAUCCCCGAAGGCGCCCGCGCACACGUUCUGACCAUCAUGGCCGAGAUCUCCUCGGGCCUCUCGUCUGAUCAGAUCAAGAACCUGACCGCGCCCAAUAAGGUCCUAGUCUCAAUGGGUAUGCACCAGAUCUCCUCCCAGGACUUCCUUGCCGCGCAGCGUCUCCGCGGCCUUAUCAUGUCCCAUCUUGCUUUUCUCUUCCAGAAGCACCCUGGCCUGCUCAUAUUUACGCCUACCACUCCGAUCCCCGGGUGGAAGAUUGCCGGUGGAGAUGCGGAUCUAGCCCGCGGGGUGUCGGACGGGAAGUCCUCUGUGAGGAACAUGGAGUAUGUCUGGCUGGGAAACUUUACCGGCUGCCCGGCUAUCUCUUGCCCUGCGGGCUACGCGGAGGACAACGGACACCGCGUGCCGAUUGGUGUUAUGGCUAUGGGAGAGUGGGGGAGUGAGGAGGACCUUAUUGCGUUCGCGAGGGAUGGAGAGGGAAUCUUGGAUCUUCCUGAAAACAAAGCGCCCGCAGUGGAGUCUGGUGAGCAAACUACGGGUUUGACGAUUCCGCGUGGUGCGGAGUCAGUGUGGGAGGAUGUUAUUGCGAAUGCUCAAGCGUUGGGUUAG